Messenger RNA from Porites lobata, 927 nucleotides. NCBI's taxonomy places the organism in Eukaryota, Metazoa, Cnidaria, Anthozoa, Scleractinia, Poritidae. The record is from the annotation of a GenBank genome assembly.
UCCACUGCGUCAAAAAUCGGAGUAACCGUUACCUACUGUCUGAUCUUUAUCGUUUCACUGGUCGCAAAUUCGCUCAUCGUUACGAUCGUUUAUAAAACGCCGAACUUAAAAAAACCGAUAAAUUAUUUCAUUGCAAACAUGGCCUUUUCUGAUAUUCUGUCUGCAAUAUUCUGGAUGCCUUUGAACCUGUCACUCGUGCACACCAACUCCUUACUUAUUGGUGGUCAGCUUGGCCAGGCCUUGUGUAAGCUUGUCUUUUUCUUUGGUAACGUUUCCCUUUUCGUUUCGAUACAGAAUCUAAUUCUGAUUGCGGUGGAUCGAUUUGGGACCGUGGUGUUUCCACUCCGUUCUCCACUCAUCAGAUCCAAACUAAGUCCCUUCUUCAUUCUUGCCACGUGGAUAGUGGCUGUAGCUAUCUCUUCGCUAUGUUUGAUCGCCGGCGAUAUCGUUGAUUCCCCAGGGGGAACCUCGUGUGUUAUGAAAUGGGAGAAAGUAUUCGGAGAAUCAUUGUCCUCUGCCAGUAUCGUACUAGCUCACGACAUUCUGCAUAUAUACAUCCCUGUGCUGUUGUUAGCUAUUGUUUAGUCCAUCAUCAUUACGAAGCUCAAGACACAGGCACACCCAGGUGAACAGUCCGCCAACACUCAGCAACAGCGGAAAAGAAGAAACAGAAACGUGCUUCAAAUGUCCAUUGCUAUCGUAACAGUGUUUGCAUUUUGCUGGUUACCAUUCUCUAUCAACGUUUUAAUCAUAGCGUAUAAGGACAGGUCCACGCAUUUGUCGUGUAGUUUCUGGCUAUACUUCACUGUCACCGCUGAUAUGUCUAACGCAUACUAUGCUAUCAACCCGAUUAUCUGUUUCAUUUUUAGCAGUAAUUACCGACAAGCUCUUAAAAGAAUUAUAAAAUGUUCUUCUGCUCAGGCGUAG